Messenger RNA from [Torrubiella] hemipterigena, 1505 nucleotides. The record is from the annotation of a GenBank genome assembly. Lineage: Eukaryota; Fungi; Ascomycota; Sordariomycetes; Hypocreales; Clavicipitaceae.
CGAGACCGCCGGCAGCCGCCUUGGAUUUGCCUUUGUCAACCCCAGCAGUAUAGGUCUCAGUUUGAGACAAUUCUUUAUUUCUGCAAACAAUGUCCGGGUAAGCCGUCGGAUAUACGGCUUCGGUGAUCCACGGAAUAGACCGCAUCCAUGCUGCAGGUCAAACAAGCCAAGAGGGCUAUUACUACAUAGCGCGGCUCUAGGCACCCAGAUUCUGGCUCCGUCUUUCACGCUAACGAACUCUGGAUAAUGCCGACGUAAGAAUUAUAAGCGUCGAAUGACUGCAUGAGUAGCGCAAUCCGAGGAAAAACACAUGGCCGCCAAAGGCGCUCAAGUGCCGCAGAACUGCACCUUGCCGUUCCCCGCCAUUCGAUCGAACCAAAUGUGGAGAGUAGGAUGGAAGUGGCGGUUCUGGCGAAUAAUCCACUAAUCACAACCCUUGAUCGUGAAGCUAUCCCAGACGAUGAUACUCUACAGCUUACGGAGGGGCUGAAAUCGACUCGUUGCUACGCUUUCCAGUGAUGUCGAUGGCCAAUCUUGGGCCAUUACGGGCAGCAUGCACGAUGUCAUUGGGGGAAACAGAGCGCUUAGCUCCGUCUAGUAUUGGUCUCGGGCCCUGCACCGCAAUUGUCUAUCCGUACAUGUUUUUAUUUACGCUAUUGACUAUAAAUUGGCUACUCAUUCCCCUCGAGGUUUUCUUUUAACAGUCACUUUCGUUUUUACCACUUUUUCCUUUGACGCCCCCAACAUCUCCACAACCUCUACUACCUCCACCACCCGCAAUCACACGCCACAAUGAAGACCUCUACAACUAUCGCCACCAUCGCAUCUAUUUUUGCUGGUGUUUCUACAGCCUGCAAUAUCUCAGGAGACUACGAAGUCACGUUCUACGGUUGGCCCGAUAACUCCCCACCUGGUGCUGGUGUUGCUCACAACUGUGGUGGCCGCAACUACAAGGCUGGUGGUACCGGUUCCUACGAUGACCCCGUCACCAUUGCUACCGCCCCUGGCGAGCUCAAGACCUGCGAGAUUGUCUACCUCCCCUUCUUGACCAAGUACGGUCGUUACGAGGAUGACUGCGAGCAGUGCACUUCGGACUACAAGAACGGCAAGCUCCACAUUGAUAUCUGGACCGGUUCCAACUCCAAGAGCGGUGGCCAGAACCAGAUCAACUGCGAGAAUAACCUUACCCCUGGUGGCAAGUACAAGAUUGUCCGCGACCCCCCCAAGAACUACGGUGUCAACACCGCUCCUCUCUUCAGCCCUCCCAACACCUGCAACACCAAGAACGUUUACCCCACCAACGCCGCUCACUGCUAAAUGUUGGUUUGAGCCAUUGCUAGUAGCAGCUAUCUUGACGGUUUGCUACACAGCAUUGUGUACUGGUACGGGACUAAUCGCGGUUUCGUCGCUUCUAAGCAUUCUUCUGCAGCAAGAUGCCCAAGUUGCCAUGAGACUACGUCGUAUAUAUAGUAACGAAUAUAAAUGGACAUAUUUAACAAAGAGAG